GCGCGUGCUGGAAAACAAAAGAAUGAAAAUUAGAUUGCAUUUAGUGCGCUUCAUGUACAUUAAUCUAAUACUAAGCUGCUGUUUCUGGCUAUAUGAUAAUGCUGCUGCGGCAGAUGUUUCCUCGGCUAAUGCUGCAACAGCGGAAAAUGCGAACAGAGCCGUGCAUCAGCCGGAGUCUCGAAUGCAGAUUCCAUUGGCGCCAGGCUCAGAAAAUGAGGAGACUUUCGCCAUACCGUUAACAAAAUUUAAAACAGUUACAAAUGUGGCAAAAGAAGAUGCGCCACCAACCGCAACCACAACAGCGUCGACGUCGACGUCGACGACGACGACGACAUCGCCACAGCAAGAAGCAGAUAACAUUGUGAUGAAGUUGGGCAGCGCGCCAAGUACUAGUGCAGAAGCUAUAAGCGACGCGGUAAUAGACACGUCAGUGAAUAUAAAAGUGCUGCCGUCUGAUGUAAAUAUCAAUAAUAAUAACCAAUAUUUUAGUGUAGUGCCUAAUAACGAAAAAAGUAAUAGUGCAGAGGAGACAGCGACCGCUAAAGUGCCAAAAAAUCAGUUAAACAAAAUUAAUAAUAUUAAUAUAAAUGAUAAUAUAGAUGUUAAUCAAGUAGACAAAUUACAGCAACCAAAUCAAGGUGGCGAUGCGCCCAAACCAAUUCCAGCUCCGGAUCAUCAGCGCAAACAAAGCUUGCCCGAAAUAAUUACCGAGCUGCCCGCCGUUACCGUGGCGGAGCUGCCCCUGGAGGUUGAGCAUGUCAAAGAUCGCUUGGAGUCAGUCUUACCGCACGAGGCGACGCACAGUUCGGGUAACAAAACCGAGAGUCAGCAGCCGCCAAAUCAGACGUUUGAAAUUGCCAAGGAAGCAGCUCAGAAAGCUGAACUGAACAUCAACGAUCCGGGCGGAGGAUUGGAGCUCCAUGCGUUCGCCAGUUCCGAAUCGAAUGCUACCGUGGAUGGCAAUGUGACCAGCGAAGGAGGCCAGAUCGCAAAUGCUGCGGCAGCCGCAAGCAGCAAUGAGACUGUCGAGGAAGUGCCGAUGCCCGUCUUCUCGGAGUGGGCGCAAAAGCAAAUAGAGGCAGAGGCGAGUCGCGAGCAGGCCAUGGAGCUGGAGCAGCAGGUUGUUAACAAUUCGGCGCAGCGUCGAAAUGCCACCGGCUCGGGCAGCGGCAAGCCGCCGUCGCUGAAGUUGCGCGCCAAGAAUUAUGCCUCGCCCGACUGCGGCGCCAAGAUAAUUGCCUCGAAUGCAGAUGCCACCAACACGGGAGCUGUGCUGAGCCACUCGAGUGACGAAUAUAUGCUCAGUACAUGCGGCAGUCGCAUCUGGUUCGUGGUGGAGCUAUGCGAGGCCGUGCAGGCGCAAAAAGUGGAGCUGGCCAACUUUGAGCUCUUUAGCUCGUCGCCAAAAAACUUUACAGUGGCCGUGUCCAAACGGUUUCCGACUCGCGACUGGAGCAACGUGGGCCGCUUUGCGGCGGAGGACAAGCGCACGGUGCAGACGUUCGAGCUACAUCCGCAUCUGUUUGGUAAAUUUGUGCGCGUAGACAUACAUUCGCACUAUUCCAAGGAACACUUCUGUCCCAUUUCGCUUUUCCGUGUGUUCGGCACAUCCGAGUUUGAGGCGUUCGAAACAGAGAUCCGGCACAGCGAUGAACUGGACGACUUUGACGAUGACUUUGGCGGGCAGGAACAGUUGCACAAGACACUUUCCGGCACCGAUGGCGGCGGUGCCAACAUAUUUCAAAGCGCCUCCGAUGCGGUCAUCCAGAUGGUCAAAAAGGCUGCCCAGGUGCUGGUUAAGCCCUCCAAGCCGUUACGCUGGUCCACCGAUUCGCUGCUCUGUUUCACACCCACUGCUGGCCUUUACAGCUGCCAGAGCUGCAACAGCUCUGCCGUGGAUCGCAUUAACAACCUUCUGUCCUGUCAGUCGCAGCAGCUGCAGCAGCUCCUCCUGCUGCCGCAGCUGCGCACACACCUGCUGCAGUCUCGCGUUUGUCAAGCAGACUAUAACAUCAGCCUGAGCUUGUCCAGGGAAGAGGAGCGCGCGACAAGCGGAAUGGACAAGCGCCAAAGCUUCUAUCUGAGCAUGUUGCCUGCAGAGCAUGUGGGUGCCAUGUGCAAGCUUCUACAGGCGGAGCACAGCAGCGUCGUCGAGUAUCCGGUUGAAUUGACGAAGGCUGAGCGGCAGCGGAACCUCGAUGUAGCACAGCAUUUAUUCGAAAAUCUGACCAUAGCUGAUCCGUCAAAAGAGCCGGAUUCAGAGGCUAAAGUUACCGUGCCGAAUGAUUCCUUGCCUGCCGUCACACCUACCUUGGAAGUAGUAUCUGCCGAGAUGUCCACGGCCAGCGAAAAACCUACAACCGAUGCCCAGCUGGAUCCACAGCCAACAGAUAGCUCCACAAUAGCGGCCACACCAUCUGACGUGAAUAUAUUUAAUGUACCAACUGACACCCAGAAAAACCCGACACAAGGCUCAGGACCCGUUGUUCCCGACACGCCGACGGCUAAGCCGGAAUCGCAAGUUGACCCCAACGAAGUGGAGGCCUCCAAAGCGCCUCCUAGCCCUACGACUAGCCACCCACCAACAAGCUCGGGCGAAUCGGACAGCGCAGAUCUUGUAGGCAGCGGCAACGGACUGGAUGACAGCAAUCUGUCCAACUGGGAGAGCAUCGAUAGCCUGCUGACUACAACGGUUGCAUCAAUAACGGCAGGUGGCGGUGCCGCUGCGGCUGCCGCGGCCGUGGUCAAUGGCAAUGCAAACAUCGGAGGCACUGCCAAUGCCGGAAAUGCGGGUAGCCUAAACUUACAGCCAAAAUUAACGCACGGACCGCAAUCGGAGAGCGUUUUUAUAAGGCUAUCGAAUCGAAUUAAGGCGCUCGAACGUAAUAUGUCGCUGUCGGGGCAGUAUUUGGAGGAGCUGUCGCGUCGUUAUAAAAAGCAGGUGGAGGAGUUGCAGCAGACGCUUACACAACAGUCGCUCACAGUGCGCACUCUGGAAGAUCAGAGCCGACGCUUUAUUGACCAGGAACAACUCUACAAGCAACAAAGCGCCGAGCUGGCCGGCGAUGUGCGUGCGCUCACAUACCAAGUGCAGGCCUGCAUCCUCGUCAUCAUCAUAGUGGGCACGUGCAUCUUUCUGAUGCUAGUGCUGGGAACUGUCUACUAUCGCAAGUUGCGGCGCCAAACCCAACAGUUGCUUCCGCAGGCAACGACGGGUAAUAGCCAGCAAAAGCUCAGCCGUCGCAAGUCAUAUGAGCAAAUGAUGCAGCAGUCGCCCGGCAAGCAGCGGAGGCCAAGCGAGGAAGCCAUGCUCAUACUGAAUGGCUGCGGAGACUCGUCCCUGACGGAACAGUCCGACGCUGGCAACGGCAACGGCAGGCAGCGUAAGUUAUCAGUCUGCUAUGGGAGCAACAACAACAUUGCCAACCACAUGAGCAGCACAAGAGCUUCGCUGCACAGGCGGAAAGGUGCAAAGCAUUCCUGGCACGCUAGCUUAGAUUCAGCGCAGGUGACGUGCGGUGAGAAUCCCGACAAGUUCUUCGAUGUGGACACUCUCAAGAGUAAUAAGAUGCAAAAUAAGUCCGCCAAAAGGAAAUCGCUGCAACAGUUCCAACAGGAGCUGAAACGCCAAGAGUCGGCACCUGCCAGCUACACAGAAAACAGUCUAACUGAGGAGCCUACGCAGAGCGACUUUGAUGAGAGUCUCAUUCUGGACGACGAAGAUCUGUGCAACUUCAUACCCAACACUGAUUUGGCUUACAACGAAUUUAUGCCUGAAGGCCCGUCAGGAUACCAGAUCCUAGACACACUCGAUGGAAAGGCUGACAAGGGUCAGACAGUGAAAAAGUGUCGACGCGUUUCGUCGCCAGCGUUCUUUAAGUCGCCGUUUAGCAAAAAUAAGAACAAAGGAGGCAGUCUGAACGGCAUGGGUGGCGUAAAGGGCAGCCAGUCGGCGCAUGAGGCGACUUCUUGGGAAUGGUAUCGCCUGAGGCGAAGCGAGAAACAAUCAAAGCAGUUGUCAGUGCCGAGUGUAUCCAUCUCUUCUACGCCCAAUGCGAGCCUGGACAAUUCAUCUCUGUCGGAAAUUAACUUUCCUUUUAACUCAACGCAAAACUCCUUUCGCAUACUAGGCGAGGCCAUACUCUCCUCUGGCGAGAGUAGGCCCAGUGGCAAGGGCAGCGCUGUUGCCGCCGGCAGCAGCAGUAGUAGUGGCGCCAGUACCACCUCCUCGACAACGAAAAAGAAGCAGCGUGCUUUCAAUAAUAUAUUUCGAAAAGUCUUUUGAAGAAGACGACGUUUGCCGACUAUUUAAAUGUUUUACUUAUUAAAUUGUUCCCUCAAUUGUGUUCAGUUAGGUUUGUCUACCAACGGCAUCAAUUGGACUGAUGUUAUCUACGUAGAUAAUUAAAAAUUUUGUGUGAAUGAAACACUCCAGUUUUGUAAAAUACCGGUCAAAAGAUUCAAUUCGUUUCUCUCAAGAGUUCCUUAGUGUUGCAGUAAUAUGCAAAUGACUGUCAAAUCAAAUUAGUUAUACCUUCAUUUGAUUUUUAAUUGUAAUAAUAUGCUCGCUGCUUGUAUAUACAUUUAAACAAUGGAAAUCUACAAUAAUGAAAGUGCUUGCUUUCACGAAAGGCAAGCUUCUUUACUUAAUAUUCCAAGCCUUUUUUGCUCUUGCCCAGCGCUAAUUAAAGUAUUUAGUUUAUAAGCAUUGCAAAUUGUCGCUGUAUUAGUUUGUUAUUAGCCUUAUUACAGCCAUUACUUAUUGAAAUAAUUAUAAAUUGUACGUUUAUUUAAAGUAAAAGCAGAUAACAUUUAUUUAU
Drosophila novamexicana is the source of this 4820-nucleotide messenger RNA. RefSeq lists its product as uncharacterized. Bases 23 to 4285 code for a protein of 1420 amino acids. Gene Ontology annotation, biological process: protein folding in endoplasmic reticulum. The record is from RefSeq and is a predicted model, not a curated record. Gene Ontology annotation, cellular component: membrane; cytoplasm. The transcript is spliced from 6 exons. NCBI's taxonomy places the organism in Eukaryota, Metazoa, Arthropoda, Insecta, Diptera, Drosophilidae.